Dothidotthia symphoricarpi CBS 119687 is the source of this 1567-nucleotide messenger RNA. RefSeq lists its product as uncharacterized. NCBI's taxonomy places the organism in Eukaryota, Fungi, Ascomycota, Dothideomycetes, Pleosporales, Dothidotthiaceae. The record is from RefSeq and is a predicted model, not a curated record. The transcript has a single exon. The annotation marks the transcript as partial.
GUUGUAAGCAUAAAUAGCUAUCUCUCUCUGGUCAGGCAACACUCACUUUGUUACUCCACUUCUAUCGUUUUAUCCUCAGCGACUAAGCAUCUACAUUCAUUCAAAAUGGCGCUCAACAAGGACGUUGUUUCUGGGUCGUCUGAACGUUUACUGCGCCGUAUAAAACGGGACGAAGCUCGAGAUGCUGCAUCCAUCAUCGCGGCAAGAAAUCGACAGGCUGAAUUCAUCAUCGCGGCAAGAGAGCACAACAGCCAAAUCGACUGCUCCUCUAACAGUAAAAGCCACUUCCUUGCGGCACCCCAGGAGGUGCGAUUCAGGAUCUACGACUUUGUACGUCUGCAGCCUGAGCGCUUCCGAUACUUGCGCACUACCUGCGGCCGACUUCGCGAUGAACUCGACCAAUUUGACCUCAGCUAUCACAAAUUCGUCCUCGCAGCAAUCAAUAAACAAGGGGGCCUUUUUGGACGGCAAUUCGAAUUCAACGUCUCCCCUGAAACAGAAUAUCGAAGGUCCAAGCGGGCUAUAACGAUCAACCUCUCACUCGAUUGCGAUUUCUUUUGUCGGGCACCUGGCAAAGUCACAUUUCGUCCUCAAGUCGUGGAUGCGCGUUUCAGCGAGUCGCCACUUUUGGAAAUACUUGCACUCGAAGCCUGCGAUGUUGUACUCAAUUUACGAGGCCCAAAACUGCUCAACCCCAGCUUUAACAUACUUUCACGCAUAGUCCAGGUGUUGCCCAUAUUAUGUCGGUGCAGCAACUCCCCUAGGAUCGAAAUCUCAUGGAGUUUGGGCGAAGCAGCGUUGAACCUCAGGAAUUGUUACGCUUGUAUUACGGAUUUUCCUCAUUAUAUGGAUUCUCGCUUCUUCGGACCCAGACUAUGGAAGCUGGAAUAUCCAUUCGGCACGGGGUUUCCGCAGAGCAAAGAUGCGGAUGAACCUUCUGCAAUCCUGCAAAUCAACAAGAACGGGAAUGCUGGUCGCUAUGUCGCUUGCACGCCACCCCUUCUGGAGAAAUUAUCUCCCGAUCAGAAGAAAGAAUUCUCUUCGAUUCUUUAUUGGCCUCACGACUUAAUUGGGAACUGUAUCAAGAAACUCGUGAACAUUGCUAAGAUCAACAACAACACAACACUCUUACAAGAUCUUGAACAAGCCAGAGAGUUUUAUUCUGAUACACUAUCGAGGUCGCUACACGAGUUCCGCAUGAACUCGCCAACGCCAGGAACUGCUUCAAGAACCCCCUAAGCACACAGCUUUUGCAGACAUGAACGUUAUUUGCGGCCUUCUGUGCCGUGACUUAUCGCUUUGAUGUAAAUGACACCAAGAAAGGUGGGGCCUUGUUCGGUAUGCAUGAUUCUCGGCCCACAUACUUGCAUAAGUCUUGGCCUGCUGGGCAAUCAACAUCAUUACAUAGUCCUAUGCAAACCUCUUUCAGCACGUAGGCAGAAACUAGAGUAUACCCAUAAGCAAUGCAUUUCCGCGAUCUACAUAUCCAGCCAGGUGUUCGAGUCUAUACCAAAGCCGGCAUGCCUGCUGCCAGCCAGACCUCUCUUUCGACCGUCUCUCUAUCCGC